GAUCGAGUUCCGCAGGCCGCACUAGGGCCCCUGGUUAGUGGUUUGGUUCCGUCAUCUAACUGGAGCCCGGCUCGCCAAGUCAUGAGACCCGACCGACCCGAUCCGAGCGUCAAUUAAAAACGAACAACGCGUUGCCCUACCGCUUGAUGCCUGAUAAUAUAUCCCUUAUCGCAACCCCUAACCCUAAUUCCAGGGGCGCAGCUGGGGCAUACGCAAGAUUUCUGCUUGUUCGUUAACCUCUCCGCCGACGAGCCGGCAGCAUCAACCUUAUCGACAUUCUCUCGGACAAUUUGAUAUUUUUGAGAAUGGGCGAGACUGGUAAGCGAUUUCGCUCCCAAAGAGACUCUGAUGGGGAUAGCAAGAAUCAGAAGAGACGGGUACAUGAUAAAGAUGAAAAAAACGAUGACAAGUUGAUUGUUUAUAGGAUAUUAUGCCCAGAUGGGGUUAUUGGAAGUGUGAUUGGUAAGAGCGGGAAAGUGAUAAACUCGGUAAGGCAAGAGACAAGGGCAAAAGUCAAGGUUGUGGACCCAUUUCCGGGUGCUAAGGAGAGGGUCAUAACAAUCUACUGCUAUGUUAAGGAGAAGGAAGAAGUUGACGUUGAUGAUGAAUAUGAGGACAGGGAGCCGCUAUGCCCUGCUCAGGAUGCUCUUCUUAAGGUUCAUGCUGCUAUAGCAAAUGCUGUGGCUAUGGUUGGGGAAUCUGACAAGAAACGAAAAGAUAAUGAGGAAUGUCACAUUCUUGUACCAUCUAGCCAGUCAGCAAAUAUCAUUGGUAAGGCUGGGGCCACCAUAAAGAAACUCAGAAGCAAAACUAGAACAAACAUUAAAGUUACUGCAAAGGAUGCUACUGAGCCAACACAUUCUUGUGCAUUGGAGUUUGACAACUUUGUUCUGAUUACUGGUGAUGCAGAAGCAGUGAAGAAAGCAUUGUUUGCAGUUUCUGCAAUUAUGUACAAGUUCACUCCUAGAGAGGAGAUCCCUCUUGAGACUACUGUACCGGAAGCCCCUCCAAGCAUCAUUAUCCCAUCAGAUGUCCCAAUCUAUCCUCCUGGUGGAUUCUAUCCUAGUGCAGAUUCCAUUCUCCCAGCAAGAUCUGUCCCUCCAGUUGUAGGAACUACACAUGUUCCAGAGCUCUCCGGUUAUGCGGAUACAGGGAGUACAUGGCCUAUUUAUUCAUCUUCCCUUCCUGUAGUUUCUGGGUAUGGUAGUGCAUCUCGGUCUGAGGAGUUAGUUGUUAGAGUGUUGUGCCCCUCAGACAAAAUUGGGCGUGUUAUUGGCAAGGGUGGGGGUUCCAUUAAAAGUGUGAGGCAGACUAGUGGUGCUCGUGUUGAAGUUGAUGAUACCAAGGAUCAGCGUGAUGAGUGUAUAAUCACUGUGACUUCGACAGAGUCGGCCGAUGACAUAAAAUCCAUGGCAGUUGAAGCUGUUCUGUUGCUGCAAGGAAAGAUAAAUGAUGAAGAUGAUGACACUAUUACCAUUCGACUCCUUGUUCCAUCUAAAGUAAUUGGGUGUAUCAUUGGGAAAAGUGGAUCAAUUAUAAAUGAAAUUAGGAAGAGAACUAAAGCUGAUAUCCGUAUCUCAAAGGGUCAGAAACCCAAGUGUGCCGAUGCGAGUGAUGAACUUGUUGAGGUGGUUGGGGAAGUUAGUAGUGUUAGAGAUGCGCUUGUGCAGAUCAUUUUGAGGCUCCGAGAUGAUGUCCUAAAAGAUAAAGAUGGCAGCCAUAACCCUUCUAUUGGUUCCGAUUCUCUAUACUCAAGUGGUGCUGGUCUUUCAGUGCCUUCUGUCUUGCCUUCUGUUCCCCCUGUUAACCCAUUAGGUUAUGAUCAGAUUGCUGAAAGUGGCAGUGGCCUGGGUCUGCUAUCAUCCAGCAGCCUCUAUGGUUACGGAUCUUUAUCCUCGAUGGGUGAGAAUGGCUAUGGAUCAAUGUCCUCGUAUUCGUCAAAGUUGUAUGGAGGCUACCCUCCACCUUCGACUCUUGACAUGUUGGUGCCAGCAAGGGCAGUGGGCAAGGUGAUGGGCAAAGGAGGGGCGAACAUAGCAAACAUUCGGAAGAUAUCAGGCGCCUCUAUAGAAAUCUCAGAGUCCAAAUCUUCCCGUGGAGAUCGAAUUGCCCAUAUAUCUGGUACAUCUGACCAGAAGCGUGCUGCUGAAAAUUUGAUUCAGGCAUUUAUAAUGGCUACCUGAGUCAUGAGGACUGUUCUUGGUAGUUGAAGGUGAACAUUUUUUAGAAAUCUUGGAGUUCAAAUAUUUCCUCUCCAUAUUUCCUAUAGGUUGAAAAGGCUGCUUUUUUCUAGGUUCCAUCUAUUGGUGUCCUGCUUUGAUAUGCAUUCCAAGAUCAGGCAGGAAGAUUUGCAGCUGGUUCUAUAUUUAGGGGAUAUAGGUUUCUGAUCUGGGUUAAUCUGUUCUUCUCCUGCGAUUAUCUUAGAAAUGUUAGGAUCUUUCUUUCCUUUCCUAGUGUUAUCCAACUUAAUUCCAAUGUUGCUAUGCUCUAUACAUUAUAUGUUCGUGCUGGGAACUAUUUUCAGUGAUGACCAUGGUUUUCAGAACUCAAUAUUUAUGCGUGCUUGAUGUUUCUAUCA
This is a messenger RNA of Malania oleifera, 2578 nucleotides long. Its product is annotated as KH domain-containing protein At4g18375-like. The transcript has 8 exons. Bases 306 to 2183 code for a protein of 625 amino acids. Gene Ontology annotation, cellular component: nucleus; cytoplasm. Gene Ontology annotation, molecular function: mRNA binding. The record is from RefSeq and is a predicted model, not a curated record. Lineage: Eukaryota; Viridiplantae; Streptophyta; Magnoliopsida; Santalales; Ximeniaceae. Gene Ontology annotation, biological process: regulation of gene expression.